AUGUGGGAAUGGCAGCUUAGUUCAUUUGACAUGAACCUCCUGUUUGCUUCGGCUCUUGAAGCCCAAGGAAUAGUUGGCGAUCCUCUCGCUGUACUGGGAGAAGACGAUGUGACAGAAACCGCUGCAAAACGGUGGAAAAGCGUAGAUAAAAAAUGUGAUGUACUCGACGCAAUUGCUCAACGCCUCACAAAGACAGAACCGACUGACAUUGCUGUCAACAAACAACUUGCUACACUCGUGAACGGACUCAUGUUCAAAUUGAAAAAACCUGAAGAAUCAAAGCUCAAAGAAGGAGGGAAAAAAAUCCUCCGACCACAAAACUGUGAAAGUUUGGUCAUGACAAUAGUGGAUGAGCUUAUUUGGAACAGGGUGAGGCCGAACACGAGGUCCUUUGACUCGAGGGUACAAACAGCCCAAGGCAUGUUGAUCAAAGGUGUCAUUGCUGUCACCAAAAUGCUCAAUGAAAUGCUGGACCUGAAGUCCAAAGCAAAUGAUGAGUCAGUGAAUGACAGUGUAGAUUAUGAGAGCAAACUUAACCAGCUGAUCGACAAAGGAAUGUCAGCUAUAGAAAUGCUUAGCUACGCAAAUUUUGAGAUCAACAUGAGACGACAAGAGUGCAUAAAACCCGACCUCAAUAAAGACUACCAAACCUCGUUAUUCUCCUUGUCAGUCCCUGUGAACAACUUGCUAUUCAGGGGAGAUACCUCCAAAAGGUUGGAAGACAUUGACAAGACCAACUGCGCUGUAAAGAAAGCCAUGGUGAAACCCCAUGGUCAAUUGAGCAGGAAGAGAUUUCCUAGUAAACAAUAUGGCCGCUCGCGAGGAUACCGCGGCAAUGAUUAUAAAUAUUCCAGGAGUUCGCACAGCGCAAACGUAUCCAGCUCACGAAAGCCUUUUUUAGGCAAACGAUCGUACAACCAACAGGAGAAAAAAGGGAGAUACGAAAACCAGAAGCAGUAA
Stylophora pistillata is the source of this 960-nucleotide messenger RNA. RefSeq lists its product as uncharacterized. Lineage: Eukaryota; Metazoa; Cnidaria; Anthozoa; Scleractinia; Pocilloporidae. The record is from RefSeq and is a predicted model, not a curated record.